Molecule: messenger RNA, 702 nt
Organism: Symbiodinium necroappetens
Lineage: Eukaryota; Dinophyceae; Suessiales; Symbiodiniaceae
Source: the annotation of a GenBank genome assembly
AUGCGUAGAGCUGCUGGCGAGGGCCACGUGCUGUCUGGCGACAAGGUGACCUUGGAAGCUGGAGGGAAGUUCUUGGCAGUGGUGGAGAAUUUCGUGGUAGCCGUCGAUGAGGAGUCACCUUUCACGACUUUUCUUCUGGAGGUCAAGGAGCAACCAGCUCCCAUGAGGAUCGGCUUCACUGGAUCCCUUGUUGAUGGUUUUCAUGACGUCGAGUGGUUCGGUAGAGGUCCUCAUGAGUCUUAUCUGGAUCGCCACGCCUCUGCGCGUGUGGGCCUCUUCCAGGGCUCCAUCGCCGAGCAGACUGUGAAGUAUGUUCGGCCCCAAGAGAACGGCAACAAGUUCGAGACCAGAUGGAUGUCGUUGAAACGACGACCUGCAGACCCCUGCACCAUGAUGCUCAUUUCAGCGGCGGGCCAAAGCCAGAUGCUGGAGAUGCAGUGCCAUCACUUUGCGCUGGAGGAUUUCGAUGGAGGCGAUGUGAAGGCUCAGCAGAGCUUCCUGCAUGCCGGGGAGCUUAUCGAGCAGCCCACCACGGCCUUCUGCGUCGAUGCGAUCCAGAUGGGGGUGGGUGGGAUCGAUUCCUGGGGGCGAAAGCCUUUGGACGAGCACCUGAUCAAGCCGGAUCAAGACUGUGAUUGGUCCUUCCAGUUGAUGCCAUGCAAAGAAGACUUCGAUAGCGACUGGCGCCGGAGGCUGCUCUAA